Maylandia zebra (zebra mbuna) is the source of this 1652-nucleotide messenger RNA. Its product is annotated as E3 ubiquitin/ISG15 ligase TRIM25. NCBI's taxonomy places the organism in Eukaryota, Metazoa, Chordata, Actinopteri, Cichliformes, Cichlidae. Gene Ontology annotation, molecular function: protein binding. The record is from RefSeq and is a predicted model, not a curated record.
AUGGCCGAGAGCUGUGAAGUACUACAUUCCUUCUCCUGCUCCAUAUGCCUGGAUGUUUUGAAGAAUCCCGUGACUCUUCACUGUGGCCACAGCUACUGUAUGGACUGUAUAAAUGGCUGCUUCGACCAGGAGGAUCAGAGUGGUAUUUACAGCUGCCCACAGUGCAGACACACUUUCAACCCAAGACCCGUCCUCAAGAAAAACACAGUGCUGGUUGAUUUGAUGGUAAAAAUGUCUGUGAGAGCACAAUCCAACAUGCGAGUAAAGGAUGAAGCUAGACCAGGGGAUGUGGAGUGUGAUUUCUGCACUGUGAGGAAGCUGAAAGCUGUUAAGUCUUGCCUGGUAUGUCUGGCAUCUUACUGUGCCACUCACUUGCAACCUCACUAUAAGUCUGCUGCGUUUAAGAGGCACAAGUUGGUCGAAGUGUCAGCUUCCAUACAAGAGAAGAUCUGCUACUGUCGCAGUGAUGGGCAGUGCGUUUGUCUCCUUUGUGUGAUGGACGAACAUAAAGGCCAUGACACUGUCUCGGCUGCAGCAGAGAGAAAAGAUAAGCAGAAACAACUUGGAAAGAAGAAACAAAUAAUCCAGCAAGGCAUUCAAGAAAAAGAGAAGCAGCUCCGGCAACUAAGACAGAAAACUAAAGGACUGAAGGCUUCAAGUGAUGCAGCAGUUGCUCAAAAUGAGAAAGCCUAUGCUGAGAUUGUUCUGAAGGCAGACAAAAGGCGCUAUGCCGUGAACGAUCUGAUCAGAGAUCAGGAGAAGGCCGCGUUGAGUCGCGCUGGGGAGCUUGUGGAUCGGCUGGAGAAGGAAAUCAGUGAGCUGAGGAAGCGAGAGGACCAACUGAAGCAGCUGUCGCUCACUGAAGAUCACAUUAAUUUCCUGCAGCACUGCCAGACCAUUUUUGACUGUACAGAACCUGAUCUGUCUUCUGAUGUGAACAUCCAACUGCACACACCUUUCGACUUUGUCACAAAAGCUAUUUCUGACUUGAGAGACAAAAUGGAAAGCGUGGCCAAGAGCAUUGCACAAAUAUCUGAGACAAUUGAAGUUGAUCCUGAUCCCAAGACAAGAGAGGAGUUUUCUAUGUAUUCCUGCUGCAUAACAUUGGAUCCCAACACAGCAUUUGAAAACCUGUUGCUCUCUGAUGGAAACACCAAAGUAACCUGGGCUAAAAAAACCCAGAGGUACCCUUACCACCCAGAUAGAUUUACCAAAUAUGAUCAAGUGUUGUGCACUGAGGGUUUAUCUGGUGUUUGCUACUGGGAGGUUGAAUGGAAAGGGCCACGGGUUGAGAUAGCCCUGUGCUAUAAAGGAACAGAGCUGGAAGAAAGUGGCUUCGGCUACACCGACCAGUCCUGGUGCAUUUCUCUUUCUAGUUCCUGUUGCGCUUUUUGGCACAAUGAAGUCAAAACUAGAAUACCCGUCCCCUGUUCCUCUACAGUGGGAGUGUAUUUGAACCACAAGGGAGGGAGCCUGUCGUUCUACAGCGUGUCUGAUUCUGGUCAAAUGGUGCUCGUUCACAGAGUUCAGACCACAUUCUCCCAGCCUCUGUACCCUGGGUUCAUGGUCUCCAGAGGAGCCUCAGUUAGGAUAAUCACACCAGAGUAAAGCGACAUCAGAAGCACCAGAAUUACAUCAGGUGUAUCAGUACA